AGUGAAUCUGCAGGACUCGGCUCACCACGCCUCGGUACGGUGAGUUCGUCAGCCAUAUUGACUACCUCUUCUCCGGUCGUGGGAGACUGGCGGAGGAGUCUCCUCCAAUGAAGCCUGUAUCACUAUAGCUACACUCCCAAUACGCAGCGUGUCCGGGAACCUGCGCAGAUAACGGGAACGUGAAACGGUCUAUUUUUAAUCGCUGUGGAUAUAUAAAGUACUGCUGCCUGCUGGAGGGGGGUGACAGUUGGGACACAUCCUCGGCGCAGCUAGGCGUUAGAGGCGCUGGUGCCCAUAGCGAGGCAGGAUAACGGAGGACGACUUCUUCCUGUUUGAUCAUCAACAGGGGACAGGCGGAGAGAGGAGAAAGAUGCCCAAACCGAUCAAUGUGCGCGUCACCACCAUGGACGCUGAGCUGGAGUUUGCCAUCCAGCCCAACACAACAGGCAAACAGCUCUUCGAUCAGGUGGUGAAAACAGUAGGUCUGAGGGAAGUCUGGUUCUUCGGCCUGCAGUACACAGACAGCAAAGGCUACGUGACGUGGCUCAAACUCAACAAGAAGGUGACCCAGCAGGAUGUCAAGAAGGAGAAUCCUCUGCAGUUCAAGUUCAGAGCAAAGUUCUUCCCCGAGGAUGUUUCUGAGGAGCUCAUCCAGGAGAUCACACAGAAACUUUUCUUCCUGCAGGUGAAGGAGGCCAUUCUGAAUGAUGAGAACUACUGUCCUCCAGAGACAGCUGUGCUGCUGGCCUCUUACGCCGUCCAGGCCAAAUACGGAGAUUACAACAAAGAUGUUCACAAGCCUGGAUACCUGGCAUCUGACCGGCUACUGCCACAGAGAGUUCUGGAGCAGCACAAGUUGACAAAGGAGCAGUGGGAGGACAGAAUACAGACGUGGCACGAGGAGCACAGAAGCAUGCUCAGGGAGGACGCCAUGAUGGAGUAUUUGAAGAUCGCUCAGGACCUGGAGAUGUACGGCGUCAACUACUUUGAAAUUAAAAACAAGAAGGGCACAGAGCUGUGGCUCGGGGUCGACGCCCUGGGACUCAACAUCUACGAGCAUGAAGACAAGUUGUCACCAAAGAUCGGCUUCCCGUGGAGCGAGAUCAGAAACAUUUCCUUCAACGACAAGAAAUUUGUCAUCAAGCCCAUCGACAAGAAGGCUCCAGACUUUGUGUUCUACGCCCCUCGGUUGCGGAUCAACAAGCGUAUUCUAGCGUUAUGUAUGGGAAACCAUGAGCUGUACAUGAGGAGGAGGAAGCCUGAUACCAUAGAGGUGCAGCAGAUGAAAGCUCAGGCCAGGGAGGAGAAGCACCACAAACAGAUGGAGAGAGCACAGCUGGAGAAUGAGAAGAAAAAGCGAGAGCUUGCAGAGAAAGAGAAGGAGCGAAUAGAGCGAGAGAAGGAUGAGCUGAUCGAGAGGCUGAGGCAGAUAGAAGAGCAAACGCAGAGAGCUCAGAAAGAGCUGGAGGAGCAGACCCGCAGAGCCCUGGAGUUGGAGCAGGAGAGGAAGCGAGCGAAGGAAGAAGCAGAGCGGCUGGAGAGGGAGAGGCAGGCGGCGGAGGAGGCCAAGGCAACACUGGCUCAACAGGCUGCUGACCAGAUGAAGACCCAGGAACAACUGGCUGCUGAGUUAGCAGAGUUCACUGCCAAAAUUGCUCUGCUUGAGGACGCAAAGAGGAAAAAAGAAGAGGAAGCAACAGAAUGGCAACACAAAGCUCUGUCAGCACAAGAGGACUUGGAGAAAACAAGGGAAGAACUUAAGACAGCCAUGACAUCUCCACCGGCGCCAGAACACGAUGAGGAGGACGAAACGAAUGCCGAGGCCAGCGCCGAGCUUCUCAGCGACGGCGUCACGAGCCACCGCAGCGAAGAGGAACGAAUCACUGAGGCGCAGAAGAACGAGCGCGUAAAAAAACAGCUACAGGCUCUGAGUUCAGAGUUGGCCGAGGCUCGGGAUGAUACCAAGAAAACACAGAACGACAUGCUCCACGCUGAAAAUGUCAGAGCGGGCAGAGACAAGUACAAAACCCUACGGCAGAUCCGCCAGGGCAACACCAAGCAGCGCAUAGAUGAGUUUGAGUCCAUGUGAGCCGGAAACGUGGAUGGACACGAAAAGAUGAAGAGACAAACUAGUUUGUCUCAUUGCCAUGCCAACGCCUCGUUCUCCUUGUAAAGCCCAAAACCUGCUGCCCCUGCAGGAUAUCUUACCUUUUUUUUUCUACCCAGGAGAAAGACGGGAUACCGGGCUUCGUAGCUUCCGCCUCGCCAAAGCUCUGCCUCGCAGCGGUUGGCCAGCCACACACUCAGCUAUCUGCUUUUUAGAGCUCUGCCCUCACCCCAAUGAAGCACACGUCUUUUAAUCAGUCUGGACAAAUAGCAAGCAACAUAUCCUCCCCUGUACAUUUCUAUCAAUUAAAAUGCUUGCAUGUUUGAUAAUUAAACAAUAUCACAACCUUUAGAGAAAAUGUGACUGGACAGAAUUGGUUUCUUUUAUUCAACAAAAAUAAAAUGAUCAUUUGUAGCUAUAGCUUAUUGAUGUUGGGAGCACGCUUUAAUCUGUACCUUUACUUAUUUUGUCUUCAGCUGAACAAUUUAAAUUUUUUUAAGCUGUCUUACUCGUGUUAUUUCUUUCCCGUUCACUACUGUCAUUUUGUUUUGGUACAGUUAUGCUGUCUGUGACGUUCAGCAGUGAACUUAUGUUCUUGAAUGGCUGUCAGCUCGCAAAUGCCCGCAAAGAGCUGUGAGCAGGCAGAUAAGCAAACUACAUUUGCUUGGCAUUCUGUCUAUUGAGGCAUUUGUUUCAGUAUAUAUUUUGUCCCACAAUAAAGAAUGAAUUUAUAUUUCCAAUAAUAUAGAAUCAUCUUAGUGCUGACUCAGUUGUCAGACAGAAUGAGUGCCAGAUAUGCACCUUCAAAGAUACUGUUGUCAUUAAACUCAAGGACUGCUGAAUUUGCUACUUGAAGCUCAUGUGUCAUGUAUGACUUUUCACUAGAUUCAAAGUAGACAGCAACAUGCAUUCAUGUGAAAAACUAAGUACGCCCUUACUGCCUCCAUAGGAAUUACAAGGGUAAGUAGCGGCCAGGUGCUGCUAAUCAGUUGAUUAAUUGAUCAUCAUAAAGUUUGUGCACCACUAUAAAAGCAGAAGUGUUGGCAGUUUGCUGCUCUGGAGCCUUCAGCUGUGUGCUGAUACAAUCUUUGUGGCAGUGGAUAUCCCCGCAAAUUCACCCCGAGGUCAGACCAUGCAAUGUUUAGAGAAACUGCAAAAACCCAAGGCUCCACAGGCCUCAGUGAAAUGUUAAAGUUCAUGACAGGUUUUUCUCCUGCAAGUGUUGCCAGGAGAAAGGAUCUUUUCUCUAAAAGAACAAUGAACAGAAACCAAACACGACAUAUUGCCACAAAAACCUCUCACCAACUGUGAAGCACGGUGGUGGAGGUGUCAUGAUUUGGGGUUGUUUUGCAGCCACAGGGCCGGGGCAUGUUGCAGUCAUCGAGUUGAUCAUGAACUCCUCUGUAUACCAAAGUAUUGUAGAGUCAAAUGUCAAACUGGGUCAUGCAACAGGACGCACAGCAGCAAAUGCACAAUGAAAUGGUUUUGCAAUAGCCCAGUCCAAGUCUAGAACUCAACCUGACUGGAUCGCUGUGCCUUAGAUAGAACACUGAGUUUUAUAACAGUCGCUCAUUUUCAUGCAGGUGAAAAUCCCCCAGUGUUGGUGUUCUAGGGUUAAGAGGGCAUGAAUGCCUGCAAACCACAAUGAACUGAAGCAAUGGUGUAAAGAAGAGUAAAAUUCCUCCACGAUAUGACUGAAAGUCAUGCAGAAAAGUUAUUGCUGCUAAAGGUGCUUCGUGUUAUUGAAUCAUGGAAUGUACUUAAGUUUUUCACAGGACUGCAAAGAGCCCAGUGGAAAUUUUGUUUUUUUCACAUAACUAUAUUUUUAAGUAACUUCACAAGAUGUAACGGAAAUGUUUUCAUUCUGCAGCACUUUUCAUUGCUUCCUGCUACAGCAGCUAAAUCUUCAAAGAAAAAAACAAAACAGGAAGAACAGUAACUGCAGUGGAGCAGUGGUGUCGCUUCACUUACUGUGUCAAAAAAAUCUCUUCUAAAAUCAGCGUUUUAUUCAAAACACAACCAUUUUUUGAUCAUGGAAGUUUCUUUGGUGACAUCUGUGGUUCAGUGCUUUAUUUAAUACAAAAAAAUGUUCAUAGAGGUAAAUUACAAGUCCUAUAGCAAAAUAUACCCAGUACAUGGACCAAGCAACAUGUGAAAGCUUUAUUGAGGCUUUUAUUAGUCACUUUUACAUCACUCACAAGAACAGUCAACAAGUCUUAUUCAGCCACAUUUUCCCUGAUCCUGUAGGUAUGUCACAUUUGUUUUAUCUGCUUUUGUUUUGGGUUUCAAUCUCUAAAGCUUAAUCGAGUAGAACGCUACUCCACAAUGAUGGAUUUGUAGAACCAAAGGAAAAAGAUGAACAGUAAAACUCAUACAGGGAAAAGCUUGUCAGCCAGUUCAGGAGGUUUGUUAUGUACUGUACAUUAAACCAAAAAGUGAAACGUUC
Molecule: messenger RNA, 4553 nt
Organism: Archocentrus centrarchus (flier cichlid)
Lineage: Eukaryota; Metazoa; Chordata; Actinopteri; Cichliformes; Cichlidae
Product: radixin
Exons: 15
Coding region: 371-2089 (572 amino acids)
Cellular component (GO): cytoskeleton
Molecular function (GO): actin binding
Source: RefSeq, a predicted model, not a curated record